Messenger RNA from Aethina tumida (small hive beetle), 3290 nucleotides. RefSeq names its product Werner syndrome ATP-dependent helicase. The transcript has 13 exons. The record is from RefSeq and is a predicted model, not a curated record. Gene Ontology annotation, molecular function: 3'-5' DNA helicase activity; ATP binding; nucleic acid binding. Lineage: Eukaryota; Metazoa; Arthropoda; Insecta; Coleoptera; Nitidulidae. Gene Ontology annotation, biological process: double-strand break repair via homologous recombination; telomere maintenance; DNA replication. Bases 15 to 3185 code for a protein of 1056 amino acids. Gene Ontology annotation, cellular component: nucleus; nucleoplasm; cytoplasm.
UUUGCAAAAUAAACAUGGAACCGCUAGACAAUAUUGUUUUUAAUGAAUUUAGUUCGGAUUGGGACGGAGAUAUCGAUAAUAAUGAGAAAGAAAAGUAUAUAAAACCUACUCAAUGUGAAAUAGAAGAAAAAGAUGCACCAAGACCAGAACACUUGGAGGUGCUGAGUAAAAUUUUUGGACAUAAAAACUUCAGACCUUUUCAGUGGAAAAUAAUCAAUUCUAUAAUGAACAAUAGAAGAGACGUUUGUGCAAUUAUGGCCACAGGCUAUGGAAAAUCACUCUGCUACCAAUUUCCUUCAGUCUACAUUGGUGGAGUAACUUUGGUUGUAUCCCCAUUGAUUUCAUUGAUGGAGGACCAAGUUUUGUCACUGAAAGUAACAAACAUACCAGCAUGUCUGUUAGGCUCAGCAAAUGACAAACAACAACAGACCAUUGAGGACAUAUUAGAAAACAAAUAUUCACUGGUUUAUUGCACUCCUGAAUUUGUGACCGGAGAUUAUGGCAACAAUUUUCUAAUUAGAAUGAAAGAGGCAUUAUCUAUUACUUUAAUAGCCAUCGAUGAAGCUCACUGUGUGAGUAGUUGGGGCCAUGAUUUUAGAUUCCAAUACAGACAACUGGGGGUUUUGAAGAAGAUGAUGCCAGAUGUUCCAAUUUUGGCUGUCACAGCCACUGCCACCCAAAAAGUCAGGAAUGACAUUGUGACUUCAUUAAAUUUAAAGAAUCCACUAAUGCCUUGUACUGGAUUUGACAGACCUAACUUGUACUUUGAGGUACACCCCAAAAGUGUUUAUGGGGUUUAUGAGGAUAUAAAGAAACAUGUUAUGAAAAAGGAAGAUAAUGGUUGGUGUCUGAGUGGAUCCACCAUUGUUUAUUGCAUAACCAGAAAAAAUACUGAAGAAGUCGCUUUUGAAUUAAAAGCUCGCGGCAUAAAUUGCCUUCCUUACCACGCGGGUUUAAGUCUGUCCAAACGCAAGGACACGCACGAGCAGUUCAUCAUGGAUAAGGUGGAGUGUAUUGUGGCGACAAUCGCCUUUGGUAUGGGCAUCGACAAACCCGAUGUCAGAAACGUUGUCCAUUACGGGUCGUCGAGCAGUUUAGAGUCUUAUUAUCAAGAGGUGGGCAGAGCUGGCAGGGACGGCAUGCCCUCCAAAUGCGUUUGUUUUUAUGCCGAUCGAGAUUUCCAUAUGCACAGGAUGAUCAGAGAAAAAGGUUAUGGAAGUGAAAAAAAUAAGGCUGCCAAAGAGAUAAUGCUGACUAAAAUUAUCAAAUAUCUGACUUCUUCAAGAUGCAGAAGAAAAUUUGUAUUGUCUCAUUUUGAAGGCGCCGAUGUGUCGGUCCCUUGUCAUACUUUAUGCUGCGAUAAUUGUACAAAACUAAAAAAUGGUGCUCCUGAAGAUCUCUAUGAAGGCCUUGACAGCAAUGGUUUAUACGAUUUUACUGAAGAAGUUAAAAUUUACUUAUCCACUGUUGAUAUAAUGAAUGGAGAGCACACUACAAGUUUGUACAUAUGGUUUUUGCGCGGCUCGAAAAACUCUAAACUGCCCAGGAAAUAUCAGGAACAUCCUUGCCAUGGAUUUGGAAAACAUAAAUCAGAACGCUGGUGGAAAGCUUUUGCUAAUAUGAUGGCAAUUGAGGGAUUUUUGACUAAACAAGUAAAGACAAGCAGUGCCAAAUAUACUUUUGUGGUCUACAGUUUGAGCCUAAAAGGAAAGAAAACGUUGUCGGACCUAAAUAAUGACAGUAAUCUUAAAAUUAAAUUGGAACCUAUACCCGAAUUAUUGGAAAUGUUGUCUAAGAAACCUAAGCAUGUUAUGGAUGCUAGCUUAAGUCAAAGCUCUCAAAUCAGCAAGCUUUCAACACAACCGAGUACUAGUCAAGAUAUGGGCAGUAAAGUCGAUAUAGAUAAUCUGAACGAAGAGGACACGAAACUGUACAGAUUAUUAUUGGAUAAACGCAAUCAUUUAGCCACAUCAAACGGCGUAAUACCUUACACUGUAGCCACUCAAGUUGCGCUAGCUGAAAUGGCUAAGCGUAAACCUAAAACCAUCCCUGAAUUGAUUAGUUGCAAUUUGGAGGGCUUUGCGGAAGGGAAGAUUAGAAGGUUCGGCAGUGAGUUUGUGUCGAUUGUCCGAAUCAUGUGUGGAUUGUCCUCCGAAGUACCCGCCUACGUUCCACCUUUGAUCGACAUCAAAAGCUACGCAAAAUCUCGAGCCGAACGCACUGAAAAAUUCAAAAACAUCCCUGACGUAAUCGAUUUGGCGGUUUUGAAAAAUAAAAACCAGCAAUCGCCUAAAGAUGGUUCUAUUAAAAGUCUUUUAGAAAAAAAUCCGUUGCCAAAUGUGAAUGUCAGUCGUACAAUGAUUGAAACUUAUGAGUUGCUUCGCUCUGGCAAGACUUUAGAAGAAGUCGCCCAUAUAAGGAAGAUAAAAAUUUCCUCAGUCAUAUCAUAUUUAGUUACAAUGAUGAAAACAGGACACGAGAUAAAAGUUUCUGAAUUAGGUGUCGAUGAUUCCAAACGCGUGACUAUUUUAAAAGCCAUACACGACGUUGGUGAUUUACAAUUAAAAGUUAUAAAAGAAGCAUGUGGGGAAGAAAUAACUUACGAUGAAGUUAAAGUCGUUCAGACGUUUGUUAUAAUUAGACGACAUCUACAACAAUUAAAUCUACCUUACGAAGAAUUUGAUGCAGAUUCGUAUAGAGACGCUGUUCAUUGCGACGUUUUAGAAUCGCAUGAUAUAGUUGACAAAGAAAAUACAACCGGUUCCCAAACACCAAAAUUUAAAUUUAAAAAAAGUAAAACACCAGCAAUUCCUUCUGAUUUAUUAACUAUUCAAGAUAAUAAUACAACAAAAGAAUCUCAAGAAUCCGCAUCUUCGAUUUCAAAUUUUAAAGAUGCAAGUGAUGAAAUAGAUUUGGAUGAAAUAGAUAAAUUGCUUGAAGCUGUAAAUGAUAUGGAGGAAUUUGAUUCGGACGCCACCAUUGACUUAUCCGACGAGUCACCUCCAAAAAGAUUCAAGUGUGAUACAACUGAAGAUGCCAUUGAUGUUUCUGAGCAAAACGUAAAAAAUGACAUGACCGAAUCUGAUGCCAAAACUGAGAUGAAAACCGUUGGAAAUUCGCAAGAAACAUCCAACAAAUUAAAAACAAAGAAGUUACCUCCAUGGAUGGUCGCUAAAAAAAUUUAAAAUUAAUUUGUAUGUUUAAUAUUUGUUGUUUGUAAGAAAUAUUUAAUUAGUUCGUUUGUUAUUUUCAUUUAAUAUUUUCAUAAUUAAAUACAAUGUUUAGUUGAA